UCAGAGCCCUUAUAUUACACACAAAGAGUUAAAGUUCUCUCCGAUGCUUAGAUGCGGUUAGUCAGCUAGCUUCACACGUCACGCAAACGUAACAAUUUGUGCGAAAAACACGACGUUUCUGACGUCGCGUGCUACUCGAAUGUGUAGCCUGUACACGCGCACCAUCCUUUCUCUCGUGCGCGAGACGGAAACUUUCCCACAACCAGGGACUUUUCUGAGGGAGAGACGCGCUCGCGCUGCGAAUCCACGCGCGCACACACACACACGCGCACACACACUCGCACACGAGCGCAGGUCUCGCGCACCAGCAGCAGCAGCAGCCUCAGACCUAGCUUAGCUUACCGCAGCCGUUCGGUUGAUUUUAGUAACUUUAUUCUGAAGGAUAAUGUCUUUUAGUCGACUGGUGUGCUAAAUUUGGAUACUUUUCUCAGAAGGUUUCACAAAAUAAACUACAUUUCUGUAAAAAAAAAAUGAACAGCCAAGUGGAAAACGAGACAAACGACUACAGCAACGGCCCUGAGGAAGAGGUCCGGACUCUGUUCGUCAGCGGUUUGCCGUUGGACAUCAAGCCCCGUGAGCUUUACCUGCUGUUCAGGCCAUUUAAGGGAUAUGAAGGUUCGUUGAUCAAACUUACAUCAAAACAGCCGGUCGGCUUUGUGAGCUUCGACAGCAGAUCAGAGGCUGAAGCUGCCAAGAACGCCCUGAAUGGAGUUCGUUUCGACCCAGAGAUUCCCCAGACUUUACGCCUGGAGUUCGCCAAAGCCAACACCAAGAUGGCCAAGAGCAAACUGGUAGGGACACCCAACCCCCCUCCAUCUCAGCAGAGCCCUGGCCCACCCUUCCUCAGCCGGGAUGCUUACGAGCUCGUUCCUGGUCUGUAUCCUAGCAACCCUGAUGUGUGGGCAUCAUACCCGUUGUACCCUGCUGACCUAUCACACACCCUUGCGCCCGCUUUCACCUACCCCUCCUCUCUACACACUCAGAUACGUUGGCUCCCUCCAGCAGACGCUCAGGGCUGGAAGUCCAGGCAGUUCUGUUGAAAUAUGUGUUCCUUAUGUGUGAUGGUGGCUAUGGAUGGCCUUGAGCUGCUACCCCCUUCAACCCCAACAGCCCCCCCAACUACACCCCCUACCCCUUCUAUCUCCAACCACAAAGUCCAAACCAGGGACCUCCAGACUCACCUUCCUCAGUCAUGGACCACAGGUCACCAACUCCUCCCUCGGGUUUAAAGAGCAAAUCAAGACCAGCUCUGCCUCCAUCACACAUCCCCCUCCCCUUUCUCUACUGUUACACCACUGACACUUGAAUGGAAGGAGUGCACAUGGGCCUGUAUCUCCCCCUUUCUCUCUCUCCCUCUCUCUGUCUCUCUCUCUCUCUCUCUCUCUCUCUCUCUCUCUCUCUCUCUCUCUCUCUCUCUCUCUCUCUUACCCCUUUUCCACCAGAAAGAACUGGGUGCUGGUUCAGAGCUAGUGCUGCUGCUGGUUCAAAGUUGGUUACACUGUCUAGAACCUUCUAAGAACCGGUUUGUCUUUCCAUCGGUUAGAGAGCAUCACAGAGCCGAGUCUGAUGUCACUGCAUACGUGUCACGUUACACAGCAACGUUAGCGCAGCAGCGGCAAACACAACAUCAACAACAAUGGUGGAUGUUGCUUUACUGUUAAUGCUCAUAGCUUUUUGAACCUACAAUAGCAUCUAAACGCGGCGAAUCCGACUUGUACGUGCAGCUCCAUGUAAUCCGUAUAAACGGAGGCUGUAAUCGAGAAAGUACAUAACAUUAUUUUAUCAUUAACACAGAAAAAAGGUCGCCUUAGCAUGUAGCUACCUGCUAUCAUGUGUGCUGAUAACUGAUCAUAUUGCGGUAAAGUAAAAGUGUAUUAAACAUUAGUAUACUUAAGGUACAUUAUCAAAGGCAUUAACAGUAGCCCCGCCCACAGCACCUGAUACAAGUGGUUCUUAAGUCUAGACCAGCAACGUUUUGGUGCUACUUAAGAACCACUUUUCCUGGUUUAGAGCCGGUGCUUUGGCGGUCGAAAAAUAAAGAACUGGUUCUAAAUUAGGCUCCGAACCAGCACUCAAACUGCCUCGGUGGAAAAGGGGCAUCUGUCUCACUCUGUCUCUCACUCAGUAUUUUAUUCAAUAAGACCAGGCCUUUUCGCUGAAUGGAAAACCUUCAGUAAUGUAUUACAGUAUUGUAAUAAUGUUGUAUACUAAAGUCUGUUUGUCAAACGAAAAUGUAACCCACUCCUGCACGGCCAGUCGAAGGUUUAUCAUCACCACAACCCAAACAAAACGAUCCAGAGGAGCUCUAACAUGUUAAUGUAACUCUGUUUUAUUAAAGACUGGAAGGUAAAACUCUAAAGUCUGUAGAUACGACACUCAGAGACUUUGACAUAAAGAGACGUAAAAAUAUACAGUGUGAAAAAUGUCGGCAUUUUCAGACUAGAUCAGUUCUUUAUCGUUAUUAUAAUCUAAGCUAAUUUCAAGUACUUAAUGUAAUGAUCAACAAUUCUGGAUUCAUUAAACAUGUGAUAGGUUUAAUAAUAAGCAUCAAUAAUGCAGUUUUAAUCAUUAACAUUUAUUGAGCCACAGUUUGUAAAUUAUUCAUCUAGAGUUGUUUAAAAACUUUCAGCUGGCAGUGUAAGACAAACCCCGGGUCUCGUUCAGGAUGCAGGCAGUAAUGUGUCAGUCCUUCCAUUUAAAUGUUGUGGUUGUGUAUUAAUCAAUAUUAUCUUCAUAACCUACGUCGUUAUCAUCGUCGUUGCUAUUUACACUGAUUUAUAAUUAGCAAUCUGCGAUCAAGUUGAAGCAUGACUAAUAAUCAGAACGGAGAUGCUGUACAUUUUUAGACCUUUUGAAGACGAACACAGAAGUAUUUUUGUAAUCAGGUGUGUGUGUGUGUGUGUGUGUGUGUGUGUGUGUGUGUGUGUGUGUGUGUGUGUGUGUGUGUGUGUGUGUGUGUGUGUGUGUGUGUGUAGGUGUGUGUAGGUGUGUGUGUAGGUGUGUGAGGAGAUCAAACUAUUUUUACUUUCCUGCUUCAUUCCAGAUGCCAAAGACAAUCAGAAUGAAGAGGAUUUCUCUGAUAAUAAUAAUAAUAAUAAUAAUAAUGAUAAUAAUAAUAAUAAUAAUAAUAAUAAUAAUAAUACAUAUCAUAUAUUCCCAAACCAAAGACUUACAGUAUGUGUGCAUGUUCUGAACAUCGUUUACACCACAAUAUAUACAGUAUUCAUGAAAUGGUCUCCAGGAAGUUUGUCUGUCAUCCGUUUCUGUAGGGAAAAUGUGCAUAGACCCAGGUGCUGAGGGGAAAUCCUUUGAAAUUGUGUCUCUUUUUUAAGGUGAAAUGAUGCAAAUAAAAACCCUUCCAAGUCUAUAUAUAUAUAUAUAUACACACACACACACAUAUACUGUACACACACAAACAUGUUCAUGUAGAAUGCCAGGGUGGUAAAAUGUGCACUGUGCAGAUGAUGUAUGAUCCUCAGGUCCAGACUUUACAGCUCUAGUGACACACCUUUCUUUUUUCUCUUCAUAUUAUAUAAUCCUGAAAUUAGGAUUGUUGUAGCUUUCAUUCAAACUCAUUAAAGCUCCUUAAUUAAGGGAUUUAAAUCCGUAAAAAAGACGUGACUGAAAUUCCAGCGAUGACAAGUUCAAGAAGUUCAGAAACGUUAACUGUUGCAAUUAUACGACAAAUAUGUCACAAUAAAAGGCUUCAGAUUAGGAGUAACGCUAACCAGACAAAAAAAAAACAACACCACCACGCCAUUAUGGAUUCAUUGCUGUUUCAGGGUCGAGACAAACAUGUAAAAUAAAAUAGAGUGACGUGUGGCGGUCUGGGGAAACCCUUCAUAGAUGUUUCCUCAUGCAAAGAGUUCUGGAAAAUAUAUUUAAAAAAAGAUCGUGUUUAAUUUUCUCUGUUUAUCUCACUUUCAGUAAAAAAAAAAAAAAAAAAGAAGAAGCUCCGCCUACUAAUGCAUUUAGAACCAAAUCCACUUACAGAAUAACAUGAUCGAUUUUAAAAAGUUAUAAUUUUAAGAUUUGAUCUUGUAAAUUUAAAUCAGUUGAUUUUUAAAUUUCUUGUUUUUUUAUUUUAUUUUAUUUCUCAUCUUGGAAACACUGGUCAUGUGGCAGGAGAAUCACACAUUCUAACACACACACACACACACACACACACACACACACACACACACACACACACACACAUGCAUUUGCACCUACUGGUAAUUUUUGUGACAUUUUGGAAAUAAAAUUUGAUGUCAAAGUGGCUUUUUUUUCCAGAAUUCAGUGCCUCAGUGACAUCUGAUGGGUUUUUUUUUUUUUGCAGACUAAUACAUGUGUGUUGAUAUUUUAUCUCUUUGUUUCUGUGUGUUAUUUACAUCACAGCAGCUUACUGUCACAUCCUGCCUUCAGGUCCUGUUAGAAAUCUCGUACCUACGAGGUGAAAUCUCUGUUUUUGCACUUUUUUUUUUUUUGAUUGGAUUUGUGACGAUUACCAAAAAUAAAUAGCGUAAACAGACGGCUCUUAUUUCUUCUUCUAAAUUUUCUUUCCUGUUCGCUGAAAUUCACAGGUACGAACUUCCAGAGGGGAUUUGAAGGCAGCGUUAUAGAGCAUUUUUGAGUCUAAAUAUAGUUAAAUAUUUAUGUUUCACUGUUCUGAUGCUGCUUUACUUCAGUGGAAACUCAAAUUCGCUCCAGGUUGUUUUAUACUGCUACAUUUCAGAUUUACUAAGAAGGUGUGAGCUGGAUGUAUGAAUCUGUGGCUCAUGUGUGUGUGCGUGCGUGCGUGUGUGUGUGUGCAAUGAUUCUUUUGUAAUUACUCCAGUGUCUGAUGAUAUUGAUGUUAGUAUGAAAUGUUACCUGGUCUCAUGUCCUAACAACAGAAACUGUAUAAAACAUCUUCGUGUGUAAUCAAUAAAGAUUUUUAUACAUAUGUAAGUUCA
Tachysurus fulvidraco (yellow catfish) is the source of this 4934-nucleotide messenger RNA. It is a transcript of the gene rbpms, whose product is annotated as RNA binding protein, mRNA processing factor. Lineage: Eukaryota; Metazoa; Chordata; Actinopteri; Siluriformes; Bagridae. The record is from RefSeq and is a predicted model, not a curated record. Bases 471 to 1040 code for a protein of 189 amino acids. Gene Ontology annotation, molecular function: mRNA binding. The transcript is spliced from 9 exons.